AUGGCUGGUGUAUCCAAAGCACAAGCAGGAAAUGACGGUAUCAUUGAUGAGAUCCUCCCCUUCAAGGAAAGGCUUCAGUAUUUUGAAAGGGCAAGUACAGCAAAUCCUCCUAAAACAACUGUCAAAGAUGUGAAGGCACCUACUACAGGCGGCUCGAAAUCAUCGCAUCAACCCAGUGUGGAGAAACAAUCUGUCAAGGAGAAGUCAAAAAAGCGUAGAGGUUCAUCAUCAUCUUCUUCUUCUCCAUCAUCGGACAGUUCCUCUUCUUCCUCGUCGUCUUCUUCAAGCAAUUCUGAUGAUGACGCCAGUGACAGUGAUGACUCCAGCUCAAGUUCAUCCUCCGAUAGUUCCUCAUCUUCCUCUUCCCCUUCUUCGUCUGAUUCGUCAAGUUCUUCGGAUAGCUCGGAGACAUCAUCCAGUGAUUCAAGUUCAGACAGUGACACGGAAUCUGCACCAAAAAAGUCCACAAAAAGUAGAAAAAAGAAAUAA
This is a messenger RNA of Echinococcus granulosus, 489 nucleotides long. RefSeq lists its product as hypothetical. The coding region runs from base 1 to 489 and encodes 162 amino acids. The transcript has a single exon. Lineage: Eukaryota; Metazoa; Platyhelminthes; Cestoda; Cyclophyllidea; Taeniidae. The record is from RefSeq and is a predicted model, not a curated record.